AUGCCCUCGAGGUGGCGGCGAUGGGGGAGUGGCGUGCUCCUGGUCAGCCUGCUUGCCUAUGCGCCCGUCGUUCUGACAAAGGUGAUUCUGUAUGCAUAUCCUACGCAAAUGGGCAUGCGAGCGGGUCUCGCUGCGUUUUUGUGGAGCAUGACAGCAUGGUCCUUGGUCACGGUCCUAGCUCGGCCGUCGGUGUACACGCCGACAGAACCGUUGCCUGUGUGCGUUACAGUCAAGAGAUCUAAUGGUGCGCCUCGGUGGUGCUCAAAGUGUGAGUCGCCUAAGCCUGACCGGUGUCAUCACUGCCGAUUUUGCCGGCGUUGUAUCGUCCGGAUGGAUCACCAUUGUCCAUGGCUGAUGGAUACUUGUAUUGGCCAGCGCAACUACAAGGCAUUCGUACUGCUGCUACUGUAUGCAUCACUCUUUUGUAUAUAUGCACUCGAGACGACCGUGCGUGCCUGCAUCUCGCUGCGUAUCAUCAACAUGCCCACGACCUGGAUCGUUCUACUUACCUUAGUGCUAUUCUUAUCGCUUGUUCUCACGCCUUUUCUUGGAUUUCACGUAUAUUUGAUGACGCAUAAUAUGACGACGCUCGAGUUUAUCGAGGGCAUGUCCCAUGUCCGGCACAAGACAUCGGAGAACGAGACCCGGGCACAGCUGCAGCGAUUGUUACCCCACACCCUGUCUCGGCGCUAUUAUGUGUACCAUGUAGGUGCGCUGGCUAAUAUAAGACAGGCCCUCGGCCGCUGCGUACUCCUAUGGUGGCUCCCUAUCGGUGGCCCGGCGCUAGACCUGACCUAUCCCAUCAACGAGGCCGAAUUUCAUGCGAUGCAGGCCGAGCUUCAGUCGCGAGACGCCUCAGGCGCACCAAUGGAGUGA
Molecule: messenger RNA, 876 nt
Organism: Malassezia restricta
Lineage: Eukaryota; Fungi; Basidiomycota; Malasseziomycetes; Malasseziales; Malasseziaceae
Product: palmitoyltransferase ZDHHC2/15/20
Exons: 2
Coding region: 1-876 (291 amino acids)
Biological process (GO): protein targeting to membrane; peptidyl-L-cysteine S-palmitoylation
Cellular component (GO): Golgi apparatus; endoplasmic reticulum
Molecular function (GO): protein-cysteine S-palmitoyltransferase activity
Source: RefSeq, a predicted model, not a curated record